Molecule: messenger RNA, 8008 nt
Organism: Mugil cephalus (flathead mullet)
Lineage: Eukaryota; Metazoa; Chordata; Actinopteri; Mugiliformes; Mugilidae
Gene: pcdh1a
Product: protocadherin 1a
Exons: 5
Coding region: 838-4410 (1190 amino acids)
Biological process (GO): homophilic cell-cell adhesion
Cellular component (GO): plasma membrane
Molecular function (GO): calcium ion binding
Source: RefSeq, a predicted model, not a curated record
GAGGUGACCCAGUUUGAUGAGAUCUUCUUAAACUGUAGGAAUCACACAAUUUCCUGGUAGGCAGCUCUGGCAUAAUGUGAUGUUGAGUGUGAAGUUGCUGUGUGCUGCGGUGGAUGGGAGCCCCACCUCCUCCCACGCUCUGAUGAGUGGAGAGAGAGAGAGAGAAAGAGGGAGGGAGGGGGAGAGAGAGAAAGAGAGGGAGAGAGAGGGGAGCAACUAACCUACCCACUGUGUCUCACCACUUGCUCUCUGGAAAUGGUUCAGAUGGGCUUCUUAUUUAGGACCGCUUAGCUAUUCCGUUUUAGGUUGCAGAAAUGCCAUGUGUGUUGCAGUCGCCUAGACAUCCCGUGCGUCCUUAGAGUGCGCUCUGAGCUACUUGUAUCGGAGCGGGGGAAGCGCCGGAGAAACUUGGACCAAAGGGAUGCGACAGCCAGCGAGUGCAUAUCUUGGCAGGGAUCAGUUAUUGGGGACUGAAAAUGGCACGCACUAGUUUGUCCCCCGUGGAUUGACACUCUCCAUUUCCCAGCCCUGUCAUCUCAUCUAACGCAAACUGCCCCGAACUUAAGAUAUUCCGCGCGGACUGAAAGCUGCGUCUGUUGUUGCUCGAGGGCUGCCGGGCGACCCUGGUGGACGUAGGAUCCCGAAUUUUGAUGCGGAAAGUUGCGAGUCCCCGCGAAUGGAUUUGGUGAUUUCGAUGUCAGCGCUGUGACGGAGGUUUGAGGGUGAGACACCUGCCUCUGGGAGCACCGGUGGACGCAUUAUCAGCCGCGGAAGAAAAACUGGCAAUUGGCGACGAGCGCUCAAGUCUCCGGAUCAGGCAGAUCUUCUGAUGAACUAAUGGAACUGAAUGUACAAGUAGUGCUGUUUUGGGUCGUGGUGCUGCACUGUGGCUCUGCUGAGGGCAGCAUCCUGUACCGGGUCCAGGAGGAGCAGCCGCCCAACACUCUUAUUGGUAGCCUGGCAGCAGACCAGGGACUUCCAGACUCUGGUCACCUCUACAAGCUAGAGGUGGGUGCCCCUUAUCUUCGCGUCGAUGGAAAGACGGGAGACAUUUUCACCACAGAGAUUCCCAUAGACAGAGAGACCCUCAGAGACUGUCGCUCCCUAGCCAAAGGGAAGCCCUGCUACCUGGAAUUCGAAGUGUCCGUGACAGAUCUGAUACAAAACCAGAGCCCACGACUGAUUGAAGGACGCAUUGAAGUACAGGACAUCAAUGACAACACCCCGCAAUUUCCCUCUUCUGUGCUCACCAUCUCCGUCCCUGAGAACACAAUCAUGGGGGCACUGUUCUCCAUACCUCUGGCUACAGACCGGGACUCUGACAGGAAUGGGGUGGCUGACUAUGCGCUGACUGCAGGGCCAGAUGCAGCGACCCUGUUUGGUUUGCAAGUGGCCGACGACAGAGGAGGGAAGCUCCCGCAACUCAUCGUCCUGGGCAAUUUAGAUCGCGAGUUAAAGGAUUCUUAUGACCUCACAAUCAAGGCGGUGGAUGGUGGAAACCCUCAGCGCUACAGCAGUGCUCUGCUGAGAGUGGUGGUGACCGAUGCUAACGACAACUCCCCCAAGUUUGAAAAGUCCACGUAUGAGGCGGAAGUUUCAGAAAAUAGUCCCGUGGGGCACUCAGUGCUGCAGGUGAAAGCAAAUGACUCAGACAUGGGCCCUAAUGGAGAAAUUGAGUACACUCUUCACCAGGCGGUCGACCCAGUGCCGAAACUUUUACGAAUUGAUCGGUCCACAGGCAUUAUCUAUGUGAAAGGACCACUGGAUAGGGAGGAAAUCAGCAGCUUGUCCUUUUAUGUGGUGGCGAGGGAUAAGGGUCCUCAACCUAAAAGCUCUAAGACAUUCGUAACCAUUGAGGUGACUGACCAAAAUGACAAUGCUCCAGCUGUGGAGAUUCGCGGGAUUGGUCUUGUGACUCACACUGAAGGAGUGGCUAAUAUUUCAGAAGACAUGCCAGUCGGAACAGCUGUUGCCUUAGUGCAAGUGUCUGACAAAGACGAAGGAGAGAACGCCGUGGUCACUUGUGUCGUGGCAGGAGACGUUCCCUUCCAGCUCCGUCCUGCCAGCGACUCUUCCACUGAUAACAAGAGGAAAUAUUUCCUACAGACCACCACUCCUCUUGAUUAUGAAAGAGUUAGGGAUUACAGGGUAGAGAUUGUGGCUGUUGAUUCUGGAAACCCAGCACUAUCUAGUACAAACUCUCUAAAGGUUCAGGUGACAGAUGUGAACGACAACUCCCCGAUAUUCUCCCCGACAUUGUUUGAGGUUGAUUUUGCGGAAGAAAACCAACCAGGUGAGAAGGUUUUGGACGUUACGGCCUCAGAUGCUGACAGCGGGACCAAUGCCGAACUCCUCUAUAAUAUCGUGGCCGAUUCAUCCAUCAAAGGUUUGUUCGAAAUUGACCCAAAUACAGGUGAAGUAAGAGCCAGGAGCCCGCUGGAUCGUGAACAUAAAGAAAGAUAUGAGUUUCGGGUGACUGCAGCAGAUAAAGGGUCACCUGUUCAUAAAGCAACCGCGACUGUCGUAAUAAAAGUCCUUGACCGCAAUGACAAUGACCCCAAGUUCAUGCUUAGUGGCUACAGCUUUUCAGUUUUGGAAAACAUGCCUCCCCUCAGUCCAGUUGGCAUGGUGACAGUCUUAGAUAUGGACAAAGGUGAGAACGCUCAUGUUCACCUUUCUGUAGAGCCUGAUGGGGGGAAGUUUGUAGUUCAAAAUGGAACAGGCACAAUUCUCUCAAGCAUCUCCUUCGACAGGGAGAAAGAAAGCAGCUACACAUUCCGUCUAAAAGCACUAGAUGGAGGAGAGCCACCCAGAUCUUCAUAUGUGGGUGUCACUAUAAACGUCUUGGAUGAAAAUGACAAUGACCCCGUGAUCACUAAGCCCUCCAACUCCUCCUUCAAGCGCUUGUCACCUUUAGCUUCCCCAGACAGCCAUGUUGAGGUAGUGGAAGCCGAAGACCUGGACAGUGGGCCUAACGCAGAACUUGUCUUCAGUAUCGCCGGGGGAAACCCUUACCAGUUAUUUCGCAUUUCCCCCUCCAGUGGAGAGAUAACUCUGGCGAAGGAGAUGACCCGUAAACACGGUGGACUGCAUCGUCUGGUGGUGCGAGUGAGUGACAGGGGGAAACCCACACGCCAUGCCACUGCCCUGGUCCACAUAUAUGUCAAUGAAACCAUUUCAAAUGUCAGCUUAGUGGAAGCCUUAGUUGGACACAGUCUUUACACUCCACUGGACAGGGAUAUUGCUGGUGAUCCUGACAAUGGUUUUGCUGCACAGCGUAGUAACAUUUUAUUCGGAAGCCUUGCUGGUGUGGCAGGUGUUGUAAUGUUGAUCUUGGUGGUGGUAUUUGUUCGACACCGCAUCCAAAGAGAAACUAAAAGUGGGUAUCAAGCAGGCAAAAAGGAAACUAAAGACUUAUAUGCGCCCAAGCAGGCACCAAAGAAUGCCAAAGGUAAACGGGGAAGGAAAGGCAAACCCCAGAAAUCCCCAAAGCCACUUGGGGAAGAUGAGGAGGUCAGCCUUCAGAAAAGUCUCAAGUUUAACCUUGAUGGAGUCAAUGAUAGCCCCAGGAUACACCUGCCCUUAACAUAUUCACCGGGAAGCCCUGAUAUAGGCAGGCACUACCGCUCUAACUCCCCCUUGCCCUCCAUCCAGCUGCAAGCCCAGUCCCCCUCUGCCUCUCAGAAGCACCAAGUCGUCCAGGACCUUCCCGCUGCCAACACAUUUGUAGGAACAGGAGGAGACGACAACUCUACCGGCUCAGACCAGUACUCAGAUUACAGCUACAAGACCACUCAUCCGAAGUAUAACAACAAACAGCAUCCCCAUCGGCGAGUGACCUUUUCCACCACCAACCCCGUGCAGGACCUGCAGGAUGCCUCUCAGCACAGCUACUAUGACAGCGGCUUGGAGGAAUCGGAGACUCCCAGCAGUAAGUCAUCGUCUGGUCCUCGCAUCGGACCCCUGACCCUGCCUGAGGACCACUAUGAGAGAACCACUCCAGAUGGCAGCAUUGGAGAGACCGAACACCCGGAAAACGACAUCCGCUCCCUCCCUGAUGUGGCAAUGACUGGAAACUGCACGACCGAGUGCAGUGAAUUGGGCCACUCAGACGCCUGCUGGAUGCCUGGGCAUCCCUCCCCCGUACGCAAGACCAGGAACCCCCCGAAACUCUCCACCUUCGUGCCUUACCAGGAGAGAGGGAGCCUGGGACGCCUGGCGAACGGGAGCGCCAGGCUGGGUGGCGAGGAGCACCGGUCGCGCCUUCCACCCUCCCGCAGUGCCUAUUCCAGCAGCGGUCAUGACGUCAAUCAGGACUGCCCGUUAGAGGAGAUGCCCCUGAGCGUGGCCUCCGAGUUCCCGCCCACCUCCCCGUCCGCCCACACUCCAAAAAGAGAAAUUUACCUGUGAGGAACAUAUUCAUCCGGUCGGUACAUAAGCGAAGAAAAGGUACGCCCACAUCAGAAGGAGAAACAAGCUGUCCACGCUCUAAAGCCAGUGCCCGUUUUGUAGGUAACAAUAGGCUGUGACUCAUUCAAUCACUGGCAUGAACACUUGUUUUUGACAUUUCCUCCUUAAAUUAAUAAUUUAUUAGCAUAUUUAUUAAUGAUUCCACAAAGUCAAUUGGUGCACUCGCUCAUUUAUUUAUUCGAAACCUUGAAGGAUACAAUUCAGACCGAUGAAAAGGAAAUGCAGAUGGUAAUUGCUACUCUAGCAGUGAAUAAUUAUCGUUGUAGUUAGCCAAGUCCCAUUCUGUGAAGUGAUCUCUUGAAUUUGAAAGUUGUGAUCAGUGCUCUUGUGCCAUUAUUAGGUAUAAUUUAAUAGACAGCCAGUCAGGCCAUAUCGGAAGGCGUAACGCUUUUGAUUAACAAUCACAUGGUCUAUCUUAAUGUACAGAGCUGUAAAUACAUUUGAAUGGUGUGUUCUACAUAUAUUUUUGUCUGGCAUAAAGCUGAAAAAAAAAAAAAAAAUUUGCCUCAGAAUUUUAGCAUAUUUAAGCUUUUCUUUACUGCUGCUGUUUAAACUUGAUUGCGACCAUCUCCCGGAGUGGAGCUUGAUAUUGUGGAAGGCAUUUAUCCGCUCCACGCAAACACAGACACACACACACACGCGCACACACACGCAUAAGCACACACCUUCGACCCCUAAUCAUAGUAGAAUGGCCUUUACCUCUGCUCCCUGUAGAGCUCUGCCACUGGUGGAGAGAGCUGUGUGGCAGCAUUUAAACUGACAUUAUGUUCCACUGACUCGCAGCACUGUGACCUAUCUAAAAACGGUUGACUUGGCCGCAGUACCCCAGAGUCACAAUGACCAAGCGCAGAACACUCGUAGGACACAUUCUGAUUGGCUUUUCACUUUGUUGAUGAGUACGUAACCCGCGUGUCAGUUCAGAAAGCUCCUCUCUGUCGUGACAAUCAGAUGGGCUCUAACUCACAUGCGGUUCCUCCGAAGCUCGUAGACCCUUCCCCUUGAAACCCACGAGGUCUGCAGACCUAAUGAAUGCUGGAGGAAUUAUUUACACGAGAGGGCGAUCGCGUGUCGAGAGCCACCGGGGAGAUGACGCACUCGCGGAACUUAACACAACACUUAUAUAAACUCGCUCUGCAUUCGGACCGCUCGGUUCCUCGCUAGAUGUACGCUUCGUCAGAGCUGAACUCAACGCACAGCGCGCCAACAGGGUCUGACAAGGCAGAUUCCGAAAAGAAUAUCAGAAGCAAAUAUUCGAUUUUGUGUCAGUAGCUCCGUGAUAUCCGCGAAGACAGUAAAUCUGUCGAGCUUAAGCGUAGGUUUAGACAGCAGGAGUCAGGCUCGAUUUACAACUCCUGUUAAUUAUCAUUUUCCUUGUAUUGAGGACAACAUGCUUAAUAAGUUAUUAGGCAUUUUUCCUCCUCUGGCUAUUGAACACAGAAUAAAAAUAGGGCAUGCCUGUGGGCUUCAUUUAUCUUUACAAAGAUUUUCCAAGUGAAUCUGAAGGAUAUGUCUGAAGGACACUAUGUAUUAGUCAGUAAUUGGAUGUUAAUGAUAACUCCACUAGCCUGCCUUACCGCGGCAUAGAGCUAGUCGGCGUCUUUGAUUUAAACAUUGAUUUGAUUAGAUUUGUAGAUACCUUUCACCUCUGCAGAGUAUUUCCAUAGUGAGAUUGCGUCUCUGAGUAAGGGUGGAAGAGCUUCGAAUGGACAUUUCCUAAUUAGGGUGAGUAAUGAGUCCUGAGCGAGGGCAUGUGUGAGCACACCCCCAGGACAAGGCACCCACGAGAUAAUGCAAAUCCACCCACGGAGCUACAAUCAGUUAAAAGGGGUAUUUUUAUCAGCACUUACCUCAUCACGCCGCCAUUGAAAUCUGCGUCUGGAAUAAUUAAACUGAAAACAUAUGGAAAUUACUGGACAUGGCCAUGAUUAAAUAAGGUGGGCGAUUAUCCUGCCUUGAGGGGAAGAAAGCACAUUAUGCCGUUUUCAAAGCCAUUUAGCGACUGAAAUAAAAUUCAAACAACAGCCAUGAUACACUGUGAUUAAACCCCCCCAGCUCCCCCGAACGCUGUGGAUAGCCGCUUCGCGAACCGAAAGCAGCGGGUAAGAUCACUGACCUGGAAUUAAUGACAAGUGAGAAGGAUGGCAAUGAGUGAUAAAACCAGUGUCACAUAGCCUCAAUCACAAUUUUUAUCUAUUCAAAUGCUCUGACUUGAUUCAGAUUCACCGCCGCUUUGCUUCCGAAAUUCACCUCUUGGGUUAAAUCUUAACCGGAUUGCAGCCUAAGUGUCACUUCGGCGAAUCUGGAACGCGUCCUCUGAUUUGUCUCGCCGAUAUGUGACAUAAAUCGCGUAACUUUCGGCAGAUAAGUCGUUAUCGGCGGUUGUCGAUCCAAAUGAGAUGACAGGAUUUAGGUGCUCUGCAAAAAAAAAAAAGAAAAAAAACAAGCCCCGGCCUCCUCCCCCCCUCGUCUCUCUCUGUGAGCCGACCUCCUGCUCCUUAUUUCUGGGACUAUACGUUACCAGGUUUGACCUUUCUUUUGAACUCAUGCUGAAUGAACUGGGUUUACUUCUGGCUCAAACACAGAACCUCGAUCAAAGUAAGAGGACGUCACGAAGCACCUAAAUACACUCGAAAGUAUGUUGAAUAAUGUUUAAUUUGUACUUAACAUUGAUUUAAUGUUGAAUUCACUUGAGUAUAUUUUGCCUCUCUGUAGUGUGUAUCGUAUGGUGAUAAUUUCUGUGGACAGAUGGACAAAUUACCGUACUGUAAUUGGCAAGGGAUUAUUAUUUUUCCUUCUUACUGGUCAAAGACUCUUAGCAAACUGGUUGUGUGAAAAAAUAAAGAAACAUGUCGGUGGUGUAGUGUACAUAGAUCUCCACAACCCCCUGUCUGCCGUCAGGCGGGCAACGAUUUUAGCAUGAAUUCCAAAGAUAAUUUGGUAGAAGCUGUUUACUCUUUUCUCUUUUUUUUUCCUAUCAUUUGAUUUUCCGAAGUGUCAGUGCCGGUUCAUAAUCAAAAAGGCCCUCUCACAAACGAACUGAAAUUAACUUUCAUCUUUUUUUCCACAGUUUCAUCUAGAACAAAGACGAUUGCCUUGAAAAUAUGUCUUUGCAAGAGAGAAUCUAGUUGUUAUCCUAAUUGUUGGUAUAUUUAUAUAGGAUAAAAUGCUUGUGAUGCCAUGUUUUUGUACAGUUUUAUGUACAUACAAGUGAAGCUUUCUAAAAGUUCUGAGAAAAGCCGAUGGCAUAUAAAAAUUGUAACAUGUUUUCUUGAGAUGUGCACAUCUUGCCUUGGUUGGAUUGACCUUUGCUGAGUCAGUGUGAAUGUGGCCGUUCUAUGCCUGCACUGUAGUCAUUCACUGGCUCCCACCUCCUGAGGACUUUAUCAGUUUUUAUGUUUAUCGUGAACAGUGGAUCGUCCUAUCUUACCAGUUUGUUAAACUCCUGUGUUCUGCUUUGUUCUGUUUCCGCAUGUUGACAAAUUCUCUUGUAAUACUGUAAGUCCUCAUGAACUUUGUAAUAAAAUCACUUCAGGGAAAA